Messenger RNA from Poecilia reticulata (guppy), 9489 nucleotides. RefSeq names its product BRCA2 DNA repair associated (gene brca2). Lineage: Eukaryota; Metazoa; Chordata; Actinopteri; Cyprinodontiformes; Poeciliidae. The record is from RefSeq and is a predicted model, not a curated record. Gene Ontology annotation, biological process: double-strand break repair via homologous recombination; regulation of DNA-templated transcription.
AAUGCGGCGCGCGAGUUUUGGGUUUUGCUGCGUGACGGUAACAGUUAGCAAACAAGCUGACUGUUAGUGUUGUAUUGUUCAUCCCUAAGUUUGGCGGACUAUUGUCAACACUUACUUUAAAGUUUUCCCGCAACAUGAGCGUAAACACUCUAGUACUUAGGAAUGAAACGUGUGGUGUGUAUAACUAACUCUAGGUGUUGUUCGAUUGCUGUGGAAUGGAUUCAUGCAUAAAAAACAUGUACGAUGCAUUUAAAGAUGAAAUCUGGAAAGAGCUGGGACCGUUGGACCCAAACUGGUUUGAGUUACUGACAGCCCAAGCUUCUUUGAAUGAAGGAAGUGUUGUCGAUAACGAUGAGUUGUGCGCCAACCAAGAGGGACAUUUCAAGGCUCCUCUGGAGAAGACGGCAACAGAAAGCCAGCUGUUUUCAACCCCUAAAGUUUUCAGACACAGUAGAAUUGUGUCACCAGACACUGAGGGUGAUCCGUCGUUCACAGCUGCACAGGAAAAAGAAACAUUACCAUGGAUGCCAACGCAAAGUCCCUGUUUGUUUCAGGUGCCAAAACAGUGUGUCUCUAAUUUAAAAUGUGAAGGUGUUCAGCCUCAGAGUGAGGAGAGUUUUGAUCUUCUGGAUUCCCCAGAGAAAUCCCCUGCCACCUAUGCCAACUACAUUUCUGAAAGUCUCGGCGCACAGAUCAAUCCUGACAUUUCUUGGACCAGUUCUUUUAAUACACCACCGGCUUUGCCAUCUACUCUAAUUUUAUCUAAAACUGAUGAGAGUCCCUGUCCAGUGAGUGUUAUUGCAGACAGAAAAGUUGUUUUUGUACGGAAGCUUUUCCCUUCACUUUCGAAUUCCUCCCUUAAGACGUCAAGAACAUCCCUAGGUCCAGUUUUCCCUGUGACUGAAACCUGCUCUGAGUCUCCGUUGAACCAGAGUGAAAGUCAUCAACAACAGAAAGUUCCAGAUGCUCUGGAAGGAGAAGUCUGUAUCGCGGAUGCACCUAAAACUUUCUUUGCUAAUAGUAGUUCUGCUCUGAGAAAAGUGAAACCUGACAGAGUUAAACGUAAGCAAAUAAUUCAGACAAAUGUAGACGUCUGCAGCCACGAAGACUCCUCAAAAUCAGACAGUGCUGCAUCCAGUGAAGAGGCAUCUGCUGAUCUGGAAUCUGGGGGUUUGCCUUCAACCCCACUGGUGAAAACUGGAGAUACGGCAAUCAGCCAGUGGUCUCCUCUAAGUCUAUCUGAAAUCUCAUCUUCUGCUGUGGGAAGCAAUAUGACACUGCCAGGGCACACUGACUCUGUGCAACCAACCAGGCCAUCAUCAAAAAUUACUGACUCUGGAUUAACUCAAAAAAAGAGAAAAUUUGUUUACACUAUCACAACCACAAAAUCGCAAGCUUGUGGCCAAGACUUUGAGCUCCAGACAACAGAUCCCUCACUAAAGAUUUCAGAGUCUGAACAAGAAAACGGCAAGUCAUUUGCGAACACCCCAGAUAAAGAACAGUGUCAGAGGACUAAAAAUCAAAGAAAUAUUGCAGAGGAAACCAUAAAUUGCUCUCUUGGAACAAAACUCCAGGAUAUCGACAUGUCACAACUUUGUAGAGAUUUUGCACAGGACUUCAGCCAAAUGACAGACUUAAAAAGUGCAGAGAACAUGCAAAGGAACUUCUCUCCUGCAGUGUGUCUGUCUGCUAUGAAACAAGCAAAACAGAACGGAAAGCCAGCUAACUUUCCCAAUGACUACAGUUAUAUCAGUAAAAACAAACGCAUCCCUACCAGUAAUCAACCAUGCUCCAUCAGUGAAGUCACUAUGAUUGACAGCGGAUUCCAAUCAGGUGUAGCAGACGUCACCCAUAUGACUUCUUCGUCAUUUGGUCUUCCGCUCUUAGAGAACGUUGGCCAAAACCGACCAACCCUGAGCUUCAAAACUGGUAUGCAUAAUUUUCCCUCAACUAAUGGAAGUGGAAAGCCAAAAUUUGAUGUUGAAGUGCCCGUGCAGAGGUCUGGCACAGGUCACGCUCCGGACCAUGGAAAGGAGAUUGAGUUGCACAUGGCGAGCAUGUCAACAGAGGAACUAUGGGACGGGGAAGAAACUGUUGAUCAAAGUAAAUGCAGCCAGCCACAAAAAACUCCUGUUUCUCUUCUGCCUGCUGACACAUCAGGAUUCAAAACCGCCUCAAAUAAAGGCAUCCACAUAUCCCUUGAAAACCUGGAGAAAGCAAAGCGUUUUCUUGAAGCGACUGAAGAUAAAAAGUCUUCUCUCGAUAACAGCACAAAAUCCUAUCAUGGCAUCAUUUAUAAAACUAAUUUGAUUCCUGAAACAACAACAGAUACAUCAUCUAACGCAAACCCGCCUGCCUGUGCCGGAAAGUCAUUUGGAAAUGUCAGUUCUCAAUUAACAGCCUCGGAAAAAGCCGAUGUGACGGAACUUUGCACACUCUUGGAAGAGUCAGACAGCCAAUUUGAGUUCACACAGUUCAGAUUUGCAAAAAAACUACCAAAUCAUCAAGAUAAUCACAAUACGCCACAAAAAGAAGACAAGGAUCUUGACCCUGCUCUUCUUGCAGAUAUAGACUUUGACGACAGCUUUAGUUCCGAAGGUGGAAAGCAGUCCACAGUCAUGAUGAAUGACAAAGUGGCCUCAGUUUUAGAAAACAGGUCACAUGGAGAAACGGCAAAAGCCAUAAAUCAGUGCAUGGGAAUGUCAGAUUUGCUGAAAAGGGAAACUCCGCUCAUUCUUCCUGGGGCUGAGGAUACUGAAGCUAGAUAUCUGGAGAACAACAAGGUUUUGAUCCAUAGUGAGGCAUUUAAGACAGCAGGUGGAAAUGUUUUGCAUGUCUCUAAAAAGUGUCUGAACAAAGCCAAGGCUUUGUUUGCAGAUCUGGAGAGAAACUUGACAGAUCUGAAACCUUCUGAUAAGCAGAACGGGGAAAAUGCUGCCAUAACAGAACAGAAAUGUAACCGGGAUUCUGACACGUUCAGAAAGGACUCGGAAAGAAAGAAGGAAAACUGGGAUGUCGGAAGCAAAGUUGAGAAUUGCUUUUCCAAAUUAGAAGGGGUUGUCUGCUCAAAUAACAAUGUUAGAAAUGGGAACGACACCAAAAGUGUGAAAAAUAAUGGAAUUGACACAAUAAUCUGUGAAAAUGGAUUCAGAAAGGCCAGUGGGAAAGGAAUCUCCAUUUCAGCUAACUACAUGCAAGAGGCAGAUGCAUUUUUCAAAGACUGUCAUGUAAUGGAGCACAAAGAAGGUAAGAAAAGCUUUUCUAACUUCAAAAGCCCUCAGGUCAGCAUUUCUAAGAAGAGUGUCACUGGAUGCACUACACUUGAAAAUAUAAAUACAGCAGUGGUUUCGCAUCACACAAAAGGACUACGUCUGAAUGAAGUGGAAAGAAAUGGCAAGUUUACAGCAGCUUUGAAAAAUGAAGACGGAAAAUCUUUUCCGACUUCAAAGCCGUUUGCUAUGCUUCACCCAUCAAAGAGCACGGAUUCGUCUGCUUUUGAAGAGCUGUGCACAGGUGAUGGGUUUUGUACAGCUGCUGGGAAGAACAUUAGUGUGUCGUCUGCUGCGAUGAAGAAGGCUGAAUCUCUUUUGAAUCAGAUUCACGCACCCGAGGAGAUAAACAAAGAAGCUAAUGAAAAAGAAAAGGCUUCAAAAACAAAAUGCCUUGGUGAUAAGAUUUCGAGCGUAGAUACUGGUGGUUUCCAAGCUGUUAAUGGAAAAAAAUGCGCAAUUUCAUCAGCACCUUUAAAGAAGGCAACUCUGCUAAGAGAAUCUGAAAAAUCAGAGGAUGAAAUUUGUAUUUCCUCUCAGCAAUCAAGUCCCGAGAUACCAGUUAUCCCUGUUACUAAUCACUGGAGUGGUGGUUUUUCUGCAGCCAGUGGUAAGUCUGUUGUCUUGUCCUCUGUGGCUUUGGAGAAGGCUCAGACAGUGUUCAGUGACAUCAGUUUGAACAUGGAUAAGGUGGCCGAAUCUGCUCCAUUUAAAAAGGAUAAGAAACAUCAAACGGAACCUGAAAAAAUAUGUUCCGGUUUCACAACUGCAGGAGGAGCAAACGACCAAAUGUCACAGGAAAAAUUUAAUGAUUUGGUUUUAGCCAAAGCAGUGCAAGAGGAAGAGGCUCUCUCCGCCGACGGCGUUCUGGAAAGCAACAAUGCAAUGUGGGAGAGUGCGGGAAGCAAGAAGGAAAAUGAAACACCUUAUGCAGAUCAAAGGUUUAGAACAAACACACCUGUAGAGGCUGUGAAAGGAUGCUUCAGGGAUACAGAUAAACAAGAGAAACACAAAGAGAACCCUUUACCACAAGCAAGCUGUGGAUUUAAGACAGCCAGUGGGAAAAAAGUUGAAGUUUCAUCUGAAGCUCUGAAGAAAGCAGAAAACGUGUUAGGUGACUGUGUAGGAGUCAUGGAUACAGUGAAUGCAGCACUGCCAGAAUCCAAGGCUAUUGAUCUUCCGGUCAGAAAUGAUGGAUUUCGAUCUGCCAGCGGUAAACCUGUAGCAUUUUCAUUAGAGGCCCUUCAAAAGGCAAAAUCUCUCUUCAGUGACAUCGGUUUCGGAGCAGAGGACCCAGAUGCUACACAAAUGAGGAAAAGUUGCAAGAACCAAGGCGGUAGCAACAAUACAGAGAAAAUGUCUUAUGGUUUCACAACUGCAAGAGGGGAAAAAAUUGAUGUGUUGCAGAAAAAUCUUCAGAAGGCAAAAGUACUUUUCAAAGAACUUGAUGAUCAGGUUUUAAGCAAAGCGGCACAGGAGGAAGAUGCUUUCUUUGCAGGCUGUGAUAUGGACAUUAAUAAGGAAAUGUUGGAAAAUGACUUAAAAGGAAAAGUACAUAUGCAGAGAAGCAGAAAGGCAAGUCUUGCAAAAUGUUACACGGAUGACGAGAAGAGGGUAAGCAUUUCUAUCCCUGAGUGCUCCAGGGAUGCAAACAAACAAGUGGAACAAAGAGAAAACAUUUUACCGCAAGCAAGCCGUGGAUUUCAAACAGCCAGUGGGAAAAGAGUCGAUGUUUCAUCUGAAGCCCGAAAGAAAGCAGAAACCUUGUUUAGCGAGUUUGAAGAAAUUCAGGAUAAAACAAAUGCAAUGUCAUCACAAUCCAAGUCUUCCGCUCUUUCACUCAGAAACUGUGGGUUUUAUUCUGCCAGCGGUAAACCAAUGGCACCUUCCACUGAGGCUGUUCAAAAGGCAAAAUCCCUCUUUGGUGACAUCACUUUCAGUACGGAGGACUCAGAUUUUUCACAGACAGUAAAAGCUGAUGGGAAACAAGACAGUCAAAGCAAAACUGAGAAAAUAUGUUGUGGUUUUACAACCGCAAAGGGAGAAAAAGUUGACGUGUCGCAGAAAAAUCUUCAAAGGGCAAAAUUCCUCUUUAAAGAAGUUGAUGACUUAGAUUUAACAAAAGCAAUGCAAGAUGCAGACCAUUUUUUUAACCAAGAGGAAGGUUGGACUAUGGACAGUAACAGUGAAAAAUCAUCAGAACAAACUAAAACGGCACCCGUUAAUGAAAGUGGCAGCAUAAAGGGAAACAUGUCCGAACUCAGAACAAAUACCAGCAGUAUUUGUGAAGAGCCUGGAAACGGUUCCAUCAAAGCAAAGCAGAAUGAUGGUGGAUUUCAAACGGCAAGUGGGAAAACGGUUGCUGUUUCAGCUGAAGCUCUGUCGAGAGCAAAAUUUCUGCUGAGUGAAAACAAAGCAGAUGAGGAGAGCACUUGUGUUUUUGCUGCAAGUGGUAAACCAUUUUCACAUGAGGCCUUACACAAAGCAAUGACUAGCACUGGAGGGAAGUCAUUACCUUCAGCAGCAGACAGCCAAAGUGACGACCACAUAGAAGAAAAGUCACACUUCUCAAUUUGCGAUUUAAAUACUAAAAGCAGCAACCAGAUAUCUGACAUAAUGCAAAAAAAUAAAACUUCAGACCCAAAAUGUCAGUCGCUAAACCUCGCUGGCUGUACAGAAACACAGCACAAGUUUCUUGCCCAGGAAGCUUUAGAUUGCACAAAAGCCUUAUUAGAAGAUGACGUUCUAGUUGGUCAAAGUCUAUUGAUGACUUCAGAAAAUUUGCAAUUGCUAGAUGACCAACAAUUAAACGAAAAAUCAGCUGAAGAGGACAAAGGGAGGAAAAGGAGAAGUGCAGAAGAUCUCACUGCUCAGCCACCUUCUAAAAGAAGGUUACUGGAAGAAUUUGACAGAACCGCUAAUAAUCCACGAGGUUCAGGACUCCACCCAGUGAAAAGUGGCCCAAAUGGGAUAAUGGACAGGGGUGUUUUCAGGUAUGGCGUCUUUCUUCAUCCAAAUAUUACAAAGCCAAACAGGGAUGCAAAAAGCUUUGUGGACACAAGAUUACAAAGGACAAUACAAAUGCCGCAUUCUGAACAUGGAGAUGGCCAAUCUGCAGCCUGCAGGAUGCCGACAUUUGUCCCACCGUUUUUCAAAAACGCAAAGAGAGAUGCACUCAAUAAACCAGAGGCCAGAGAUCGCAAAAAAGUGCCUGCGUUUGUUCCACCGUUCAAAAAACAAAGGGUUGUCCAGCAAGAUGGCUCCCCUAAACAACAGGAGGACAAUAAGCAGCAUCACUCUUUAUGUUUGGAGACCAACAGCAAAACAGAUGCAGCACUUACUAAAACCACCCAAACCUGUGAAGAAGUUGUCACUUUAGUCAACACUUCAAACACUAAGGCGAUUAAUCAAAAUGUUCCUCUAAAGGUGGGAUCUGUAAGCUCUAUUGAAAUGCUACGUGUGGAUGACAAGCUUUCUGGAAGCCAAGACAGGACUGAGAACAUUGAACUUGCCCGGGACAUGCAGGACAUGAGGAUAAGGAAAAAGAAGCGGCAGACCAUUCGACCGCUGCCUGGAAGCUUAUUUCUGACAAAAAACGCAGGAGUGGCGAGAAUCCCAUUAAAAGCUGCGGUCAAUGGAAAUAUCCCAGCAAGAUACUCAGCCCAAAAGCUGUAUGAAUGUGGAGUCCAUAAGUAUGUUCCAGAGAUCACCGGUGAGAACGCUGAAUCGUUUCGCUUCAAUUUGCUGCAAUUCGUCAAACAAGAAGCGUUAGCCGAAGGAGGUGGUGUUCAACUCGCUGACGGAGGCUGGUUGAUCCCCAGUGAUGACUGGACAGCAGGAAAAGAAGAAUUCUAUAGAGCAUUAUGUGACACUUGUGGCGUGGAUCCCAAACUGAUCAGUGAGCAGUGGGUGUACAAUUACUACAGGUGGAUUGUGUGGAAGCAGGCCUCCAUGGAGAAAUCAUUUCCAGAAACAAUGGGCAGCCUUUGCCUGACCCCGGAGCAGGUUCUCCUCCAGCUUAAGUACAGAUAUGACGUAGAGGUGGACCACAGCCGCAGACCAGCUUUGAGGAAGAUCAUGGAAAGAGAUGAUACGCCAGCCAAAACUCUUGUUCUCUGUGUCUGUGAGAUCAUUUCUAAAGGUCAGCUCCUACAUGCACAGAGCUGCAGCGACACCAAGAUGUCACAAACUGCUGAAACCAAGGUGGAAACUCCAGCUGCGGUCGUGCGGCUUACAGAUGGCUGGUAUGCCAUCAAAGCUCAGCUGGAUGAGCCAUUGACCGCAAUGCUUCACAAAGGUCGGCUUGCUGUUGGUGGCAAAUUGAUAAUCCAUGGAGCGCAACUGAUGGGAUCACAAGAUGGCUGCUCCCCUUUGGAGGCACCGGAUUCCUUAAUGUUGAAGAUAUGUGCCAAUAGCACCAGGCGUGCACGGUGGGAUGCUAAGAUGGGAUUUCACACAGACCCACGACCAUUUCUGCUUCCAAUCUCCUGCCUGUAUAGUAAUGGGGGGCCAGUAGGAUGUGUUGACAUCUUCAUACUGAGAAGCUAUCCCAUGCAGUGGAUGGAGAGGAAAUCGGACGGAGGUGUUGUGUUUAGGUCCGUUCGGGCAGAAGAGAAGGAGGCGAGACAAUUCAACAGCCACAAACAGAAAGCAGUAGAGUUGCUGUUUGCCAAGGUUCAAGCUGAAUUUGAAAAAGAAGAAGAAGGGAGUAUCAAACGUCAGCGCAGAAGGCAAACGGUUGGCAAGCAGGAUAUUGGGAACUUGCAGGAAGGAGAAGACUUGUAUGAAGCAGUUGGAGAUGACCCUGCUUACCUGGAGUCUCAUUUAAGUGAACAACAGCUGGAGACUCUUCAGGCCUACAGGCGCUCACUGAUGGAGAAGAAGCAGGCUGAGCUACAGGACAGAUAUCGGCGUGCUCUGGAUGCAGAGGACAAUGAAAUGAGUUGUCCGAAAAGAGACGUAACACCUGUAUGGAGACUUUGCAUCGCUGACUCAAUGACUCAGUCCAGCUGCGUUUAUCAGUUAAACCUUUGGCGGCCUUCUUCAGACCUCCAGUCUUUGCUGAAGGAAGGUCGUCGAUUCAAAGUGUAUAACCUUGUUGCCUCUGAUGGAAAGAAACGUAGCAGCGUUGAAACUGUUCAGCUGACCGGGACAAAGAAGACACAGUUCCAGGAACUUCAGGCGUCCCAAGAAUGGGUGUUCUCGCAUUUUCGGCAAAGAAUCUCCACAGACUUUGUCGAUCUUCAGAAUGAGGAAUUCAAGCCUCUGUGUGGAGAAGUUGAUCUCACAGGUUUAGUCGUCAGUGUUGUCGAUCAACAGGGUUCCUCUCCUGCAUUUUAUUUGGUUGAUGGGAAAAAGAAUUUUGUGAAAGUGCGCUGCUUCAACAGCUUGUCUCAGGCCGGCCUUGAAGACAUAGUGAAACCACGUGUCCUUUUGGCACUGAGCAACCUGCAGCUCAGAGGCCAGUCUAUACACCCCACUCCGGUUCUGUAUGCUGGGGAUCUGACUGCCUUCUCUACAAACCCGAAGGAGAUUCAUCUACAGGAAUCCCUCGACCAACUCAAAAACGUGGUACAGGGUCAGGACAACUUCUUUUUGACUGCUGAGGAAAAGCUCGCCCAUUUAAUCAAAUCUGAUGGAUCCUGCUCUUCAUCCUUGCAACCUCAAACGCCAGUCGCUGCAAGAAGACAAGACUCGAAGACAAAUGUGGCCUUUCUGAAACCAAUCAAAAGCCUCGGAUCGUUUACACCUGUCAGCAGUAACCUUCCUGCUGCAACAUCUUCAACAGAAAAAGACCCCAAAAGUUUGAAAAGAAAAAGAGCUUUGGAUUAUCUUUCUCGCAUCCCGUCGCCACCACCCAUCUCCUCCCUGAGCUCAGUGGUGUCUCCUUGUGUAAAUAAAACAUUCAACCCUCCUCGAAGGUCUGGGCCUCCUAGCACUUUAAAGCCUGUACAGCCUGCUGCACCAAAAGCAACUGAUUCUGUGGUGGAGGAUGAAUGGGUGAACGAUGAGGAACUGGCUAUGAUUGAUACUCAGGCGUUGCAUGUUGGCAAUUUAUUUUAGGAUUUUAUAUAUAUAUAUAUAUACACAACAAAACUGUACAAAGAAAUAAACGUAAAAACUUAAAGUUGCUUUAAAUCUCGUGGUUGAAUUUGUCAUGUCCUUAAAACAUAUUAAAGUAGUGAAAUUGCUCUUCACAUUAAAAGUCAUCGCUUCUGCA